UGUACAUGUUUGGGGGGGGGGUAGUGUUUGCACAAAGACAGAAUCUGGGUCUCCCUGGCACUACGGGGAUGGAGAAUGCACCUGUUUGCGUUGGAAAGUCUCCCAACCCCACCGCCCCUCUUGGUCGGCCUGCCCUGGACUCUGGUCUCCCUUGUCCCCCUGAUCCUGCUGGGGGGAGCCCUCCACGAAGGCAAGCAGCGUGUAAUGAUUAACUCCACAGACACUCCAGCAUUCUUCCCAAAUUAAACUUUAAGAGAGCUUACCCUCCCUUUUCGCAUUGGUCAUUUUUUUCGAGUGAGGGAGUGGGCGGGGCCUCAGGGUCCUGGACCCUCCCCCCAACUCUGGGUCACCUAGGGGUUUCCCGCCUCCUCACCUGGGCCCUGUACCCCCAGAACUCCCCCGAAGGUUGAGCCUUCCUCCCCUUACAAUAAAUCCCGAUGGGGGCGGGGAGGGGAGUGCUGGGCCAGACGGGGGCCUUCCCGCCACCUGCUGGUCCCCAGCCCGGGCCUCGGCCCUGCCGGCCCCUCCCCCUCUCCUGGUUAGCAGCGGAGGUGGCCUUGUUUUCUUGCCCUGCCACCCGCCCUUGGGGCCAGGCAGGUGGGGCGAGAUUCAGGAAGUAAACAAGGAGGCAGGAGGCUGGGACGGCGGGAAGGAGGGUGGGGCCGGAGCCGCGGGGCAGGAGAGGCCAUAGGGGAAGCUUCGGCGUGGAGUUGCUGUGUUUCGGGGACUGAUAGAUUAUGCGGGUCUGUUUCUUCAGCAGAAGCUUUCUGAGGGCCCCAGUUUGAGAGUUCAGGUUUCUUGGGAGGGGGCCUGCCAGGGCCCCACAGCUAGGACCCCCAUUCUUCUCCCAGUUUCAUCUAUUUGGUCCUAACUGCCCCACUCUUCUCUUGUCUUGGAAGGGUCUGAAGGGCAGGGUGAAGGAUGGAAAGGCCAAACCCAAGUCUUCAGUCGGCCCUCCAGCCCUCUGAGGCCAGACUCUAUCUAAUCUGAUUCCGAUUUAGAUCUUCUCCCCUUUCCCGGUCCAAACACUGCCCUGAUUCCUCCUCCCUGGGUUGGAGGAGGACCCCAGUUUUGGUCUCUGAUAUCCUGUCUGGCUUCCCUGCACACCCCCCUCCCCCAGUCUCCCUCUCCCUGGAGUGAAGUCACCAGGGCUGGUUGCCAGAGGAUAAACGGGAUGGGAGUGGGGACACUGCGUUUUGUUGUUGAUGUUCUGGUGUCUGUUGAUGUUCACUGGUGGGUGUGUUUUACCCUUCCCUGCAGGACCCUGAGCCCCCUCCCUGUCUCUCCCUCCAACCUUCCUUUUUCUGCCUGUCUGUGUCUGUCCUCUUGGGUGUCUUGACUUUCUACUUCUGCUCCUGUAGUACCCUUCCAGCCAGGACACCCUGAAGAGUGUGUCAGGAGGACCCUCAUCCCCCAGGGUUGAUGUAGAGGAGUCCUCUGAGCCACUGAGUCCUGGGUUCCAGGGGUGGGCAGCAGCAUCAGAAUGAAAGCCUGGUAGGCCCCAGCCAGGAUAGAGAACACUUCGUGGUUUCUUCUUUGUGAUGUUAUGGAGCUGGGUCUGUCUCCACCUCAUCUCAGCAGCUCCCCAGAAGAUCUGUACCUGACCCCCGGGACCCCUCCUGGGACUCCCCCGCCUCCCGAUGCCCCUCUGCCUGGGGAGGUGAAGAGGUCCCAGCCUCUGCCCAUUCCAACCAGCAGGAAUCUUCUUCGAGAGGAGGAGCUGCGGACAAGCUCUCUACCCUCCAUCCCCAACCCCUUCCCUGAGCUCUGCAGUCCUCCUUCACAGACCCCCAUUCUUGGGGGGCCCUCCAGUGCAAGGGGGCUGCUCCCUCGAGACGCCAGCCGCCCCCAUGUAGUAAAGGUGUACAGUGAAGAUGGGGCUUGCCGGUCUGUGGAGGUGGCGGCAGGUGCCACGGCUCGCUACGUGUGUGAAAUGCUGGUGCAGCGGGCUCACGCCCUGAGCGAUGAAAACUGGGGGCUGGUGGAGUGCCACCCCCAUCUGGCGCUGGAGCGGGGCUUGGAGGACCACGAGUCAGUGGUGGAAGUGCAGGCUGCCUGGCCCAUUGGUGGAGACAGCCGCUUCGUCUUCCGGAAGAACUUCGCCAAGUAUGAACUGUUCAAGAGCUCCCCACACUCCCUGUUCCCGGAAAAGAUGGUCUCCAGCUGUCUGGAUGCACACACAGGCAUAUCCCAUGAAGACCUCAUCCAGAACUUCCUGAAUGCAGGCAGCUUCCCAGAGAUCCAGGGCUUCCUGCAGCUUCGAGGGUCAGGACGGAAGCUUUGGAAACGCUUCUUCUGCUUCCUGCGCCGGUCUGGCCUCUAUUACUCCACCAAGGGCACCUCCAAGGAUCCAAGGCAUCUGCAGUAUGUAGCAGAUGUGAACGAGUCCAACGUGUACGUGGUGACCCAGGGCCGCAAGCUCUAUGGGAUGCCCACGGACUUCGGCUUCUGUAUCAAGCCAAAUAAGCUUCGAAAUGGCCACAAGGGGCUUCGGGUCUUCUGCAGCGAGGAUGAGCAGAGCCGCACCUGCUGGUUAGCAGCUUUCCGCCUCUUCAAGUAUGGGGUGCAGCUGUAUAAGAAUUAUCAGCAGGCACAGUCUCGCCACCUGCGUCCGUCCUGUGUGGGUUCCCCACCUUUGAGGAGUGUCUCUGAUAACACCCUGGUGGCCAUGGACUUCUCUGGCCAUGCUGGGCGUGUCAUCGAGAACCCCCGGGAAGCUCUGAGUGCAGCCCUGGAGGAGGCCCAGGCCUGGAGGAAGAACCAUCGUCUCAGUCUGCCCACCCCAGGCUCAGGCACGAGCCUCAGUGCAGCCAUCCACCGCACCCAACCCUGGUUCCACGGACGCAUCUCCCGAGAGGAGAGCCAGCGGCUCAUCGGGCAGCAGGGCCUGGUGGACGGCCUGUUCCUUGUUCGAGAGAGUCAACGGAACCCACAAGGCUUUGUCCUCUCUCUGUGCCACCUGCAGAAGGUCAAACAUUAUCUCAUCCUCCCGAGCGAGGAGGAGGGCCGCCUCUACUUCAGCAUGGAUGACGGCCAGACUCGCUUCACGGACCUGCUGCAGCUUGUGCAGUUCCACCAGCUGAACCGUGGCAUCCUGCCAUGCUUGCUGCGCCACUGCUGUACCCGCGUGGCCCUCUGACGGCCACAGAAGCAGGCAUGGGUCUCAGCCUGUUCCAGGCUGGCCACUGCCCCCGAUGCUCACAGGGUGGACUUGGAGGGGGCAGAAGGUGGGGACAGGCUCAUGAACAAUUGGAGGGCUCCCCUACUCCAGAGGGUCUUCUCCUUGGCUCCUCUGCCUCCCUCAGGCAGAAAGUGUUCCUCACCCACUCCACCCCCGACCUGUCUCCUCAAGAGAAGGCACUUGGGGUGGCCCUCCCCUUCACAGAACUCCUGGGCACUGCCCUGGGCAGGGCAUUUUGGGAGAAAUGGGGUAGCCCAGGUGGUCUUAUGCCCCACACUUUGUACAGACUGAGAGGCCAGUUGAUCUGCUAUGUUUUAUACUAGUGACAAUAAAGAUUAUUUUUUGAUACA
This is a messenger RNA of Prionailurus viverrinus (fishing cat), 3531 nucleotides long. RefSeq names its product growth factor receptor bound protein 7 (gene GRB7). NCBI's taxonomy places the organism in Eukaryota, Metazoa, Chordata, Mammalia, Carnivora, Felidae. The transcript has 15 exons. The coding region runs from base 1547 to 3139 and encodes 530 amino acids. The record is from RefSeq and is a predicted model, not a curated record. Gene Ontology annotation, biological process: signal transduction.